GCUCGUGAAGCAGAUAUUUGUUGCGAAAGGUGGGCGAAAGAAUCAGUCUGUCCGGGGAGGCAAAGGUGCAGCUGGGCGAAUGCGGGUGCCGGCAGACUAAGGGCUGGUGACUGAGGAAGGGACCGCGGGACGAAACCCAGAGGGUGGGAGGAAGGCAGCGAACAGGCAGAGAAGGAGAGCAGUGCCAAGUGUCCACUGCUCAUCUCGGGUCUUGCUUGCCUGGGAUAUCUCUGUAUGGUCGUGCAGGGCUGAGAGUGGGUGGCCCCUUUCCUUUUGGAAGCCAUGGUGAGUGGGGGUCCAGACGUAGGAGAGAAAGGAAUGAGAUGCCACGAGGAGCCUGACCUGUUGCAGGAGGUGAAGCCGGAACUUAUGGAGCCGGAGACCCCCAAUGGGUUUGCCCCGGGAUCAAACCCAGAGGUGCGCCUGACUUGGCGCCGCUGGAUAAUUGUGUUCCUCUUCAGUUCCUAUUCCUUUUGCAAUGCCUUUCAGUGGAUCCAGUAUGGCAGCAUCAAUCUCAUAUUUGCCCACUUUUAUGAUGUGACUCCUUUUGCUAUCGACUGGCUCUCAAUGUGCUACAUGGUCAUCUACAUCCCCUUCCUUUUCCCCGUUGCAUGGCUCCUUGACAAGAAGGGUCUGCGACUCAUUGCCCUGUCUGGCUCAGCUCUUAACUGCCUAGGGGCCUGGGUGAAGGUAGGCAGUAUGAAACCCCACCUCUUCCCAGUCACUGUCGUGGGCCAAGUCAUCUGCUCUUUGGCCCAAGUUUUCAUCCUGGGCAUGCCUUCCCGCAUUGCUUCUGUUUGGUUUGGAUCCCGUGAGGUCUCCAGUGCAUGUUCAAUUGCUGUCUUUGGCAACCAGCUUGGCAUUGCUGUGGGGUUCCUCCUUCCUCCGGUUUUGGUUCCCAAUGUUGACAAUAAGGAGACGCUGGCUUACCACAUAAGCAUAAUGUUCUAUAUGACUGCAGCUGUGGCAACGGCACUCUUUGUCUUGGUUACUUUUGGUGAGUAA
Molecule: messenger RNA, 1005 nt
Organism: Sphaerodactylus townsendi
Lineage: Eukaryota; Metazoa; Chordata; Lepidosauria; Squamata; Sphaerodactylidae
Gene: FLVCR2
Product: FLVCR heme transporter 2
Exons: 2
Coding region: 283-1005 (240 amino acids)
Biological process (GO): transmembrane transport; heme export
Cellular component (GO): membrane
Molecular function (GO): heme binding; heme transmembrane transporter activity
Source: RefSeq, a predicted model, not a curated record